AUAGAAUCGCACAUUUAUUCUACAACUUCUGCAAUCAAUACAAUUUCGACAAUGACAACUUCAUCAAACGAGGUCAAAAAUGAAAACCAAACCAUCCUCCCAUUUACCCCAUCGGAUGAACUGUCUUCAACUCAAGAAUCUGUGAAUUCACGAAGUAACACAGAACCUGUUUCUAAUCAGUCUUCUGUUGAACGAAGGACCUGGGAGUUCAUUUGGAAGACUUUCAUCAUAGUGUCAGUACAGAUUACAAUUGUGUGGGAAAUCUGCGCUCUUGUGUUACUUGUUUCGCAAAUUUAUGAAUGGAUGAAAGAAAAUACUUGGUUUUCAUGGACGUGUGGAAUUCUGGGAACAGUUCUACAACUUGAGAUGCUACUGAUACCGCAGUUACAGUUUGCCUUCCCCUAUAACUAUAUCUACUUGAUAAUUGCUACAAUAAUCGUUGCCUUUGCUGCAGCUGUUCCACUCAUCGACUUACCAUUCUGGUGGACAUUUGUCACAUGGACAAUUACUGUGAUUAUUGCGGGAAUUGUAGUAGCUGUCAGUGUCGUCAACAGAUUCGAUGUGCUCAAGAGUUUUGGGGAGUUCAUACUUGUCACUUUCAUUGUGGAAUUGGCCUUUGUAAUAAUAUUCUUCCCUUUCAUAUUCUGGCGAGAAUUUGACAUACUCAUAAUAGUGUGUGGAUUCGCCAUGAUGUGGACAGUUAUUUCGAAACCUCAUUCACAUAAUCCAGGAACUCACUCACUCAAAUCAUGUAUCACGGAAUUAUCAAAGAAUGUAACAGAAAGGUUUUAUGCUGUGGACAAGCUCCCAGAGCACUUGAAGGAACAGCAGACUACUAUUCUACUGGAAAGUCCUAUAUGAGUAGUAAGUAGACAUACACUGAAAAUUCAGUAUGAUGUGUGAACGUAUUAUUCAGAUUAAAGCUCUCAUUAUAAUUUUUUCAGUAAUUUCCAUACACUCGAAUACCACAUUUAUCAAGUGGACUUUACAAAUAAUUGACUUCUGC
Molecule: messenger RNA, 1006 nt
Organism: Trichobilharzia regenti
Lineage: Eukaryota; Metazoa; Platyhelminthes; Trematoda; Strigeidida; Schistosomatidae
Source: the annotation of a GenBank genome assembly